Molecule: messenger RNA, 2803 nt
Organism: Orbicella faveolata
Lineage: Eukaryota; Metazoa; Cnidaria; Anthozoa; Scleractinia; Merulinidae
Source: RefSeq, a predicted model, not a curated record
UACGCUUGUAUACUAGGAAAUUAUAGCUUCAUUUUAUUGGAUUUUAAUUUUACAAAACGACCGGAUGUUGAUGAGGCAAAACCAACAAGUGGGAAUCACAUGACAUACGCGCCGUUUGUAAAUAGCUGAAUGAAAACUUUGAAAGCGAAGCAAGCGAGUCUGCUGACUGAAAAUUACAAUCAAGUAGAAUUCAAGGAACGUCUAUCAAAUGAAGGAGAUAAAACCUUGGUCAGAAAGUUUGAAAAGCGUUCAAGCCAAAUUCGAGUCAUCGAGAAGAGCAAUAACUGUGCACUUGCCCAUUGCAGUUGUAAAAUACUGCGGAAAACUUUGAUCGCCAUGUAACACAGACGCCGUGCCAAAAGUAUUCUUGACAAGAACUCUUUCAGCGUUCCCUUGCUUUGAAAGCAUGGCAUUUCGAGCUGGAUGUGUAGAGCUGUGAAUAUUUUACUUAAGGUCGAGGCUAACCCUGUGCAAAUGCGUUCUCAGUGCUUUCAAUCAGCGGUCAUGGCGAAUUUGAAACUGGACCAUUACUGAUUCAGUUCAGUUUGAGCUUCUGGCAGAAGUUUCGCAGUCCUAACAUAGAGAGUAUUGCAAAAUAUCAGGUGAUGUGAAACGCAUGGUCGAUUCUCCGUCACGAUGACACCUGUUAGCAUUAACUACCCUGAAAGGUGCCAUUAGUGUUUCCGAGAUUUCAUUCAUGUUUCAAGAAACCUGUUAGAGAAUUAAUCAUCUACAUGUGAAAUGCGCCAACAAAUGUGGAUGUUUUUAGUUCAUGUACUUCUAUCCAACGCAGCGUUCGCUGGCAUCCCGUUAUGGCUCGACAAAGAUCCUUUUAACAUUUGGCAGCACAGACUAGUUUAUCGUAAUCUUGAGCAACUGAGUGUCACUGAGGAGACUAUUGACAGGGCCAGUUAUAAUUAUGGCCAAAACACAUUUCGCGUCUGGAAGGUUUUUCAUAAAGUGCUGAGAGGAGAGAAUAUCGGAAUGAUUGUCAUUGGAGGAUCGAACUCGGCUGGAGGAGGAAUCUCAGAUCAUAGACAACUUUAUCACCAGCUCUUCCUUCAUUGGUGGAAUAAUCUGAUUUUACCGCACACUGGUUCCAAACUUACCAUUAAAAAUUUGUCACUGGGGGGAACUGGAAGUGACUUCUUCAGCCUAUGUUUACAAAACUAUCUAACAAAGACUAAAGAACCCGACAUAGUGCUAAUCGAACUGUCAGUCAAUGAUUACGGGUACCUCUGCGGUGAGGCCGCUCAACCGAUGGAACAAUUAACCCGACGAGUAAUGUCGUUCUCGUCAGAGCCAUUAGUUGUGUAUGUAACGUUGGUCGACUUGAUCGAAAAAGUGAAGUGGUGGAAGAGUAUUUUAAAUCCAAGAUGCUACAAUCUUGAAGAUAUUGGACAGCACGAGAUUGCCAGAUACUAUAACAUAACGGUGUUGAGCUGGCGAGAUGUUAUUUGUCCAAUGGAUACGAUAAAAUCAAAGCGGCGUAUCGAGAUCAAGCCAAGCAUGAUAAACGCGGAUCAUAUUCACAUUGGUGUCAAGAGUCAUGCACAAAUUGCAUUGAUGUUGACUCAUUAUUUCCAGAAAGAGCUGAAACGGUUGAUCUGUCAUCCAUGGAAGAGUGUAAUGAAGACAGCUGAGUCCAUUGAGAAAAUACCGCCUCUAUUUGUUCAAUUUUCUAACCAAACGUUAAUUUCAAGGUCGCUUUGCUGGUCACUCAUAUCGACGAACUGGAGAAUGCCAGACGAAAGACAAUCACUCGAAGUCAAGAUCCUAAUGAGAAAUGGUUUCCAUGAAAUUACUCCUCAGAGCAGGUGUGCAAAGAUGACCCGAACUGACGCAGACAGAAGUGAUUCAUUUGGUGGUUGGCAAUCAAGAAAUGGAGGAAGUUUCAUUGAAUUUUCAUUUACCGCCCCUAAAAUGGCGAGGAAAACGGAUAAGUGGUCAGUUGGUUUGGUGCUUCGUCAUCUUCAAAAUGGACAGAUCAAAAUUUCGCUUGAUGAAGACGAAAGCACCACUUUGACCAUAACGGGAGAGAACUAUGGAAGAAUCCUCCUGCAGACGCGUAUUUACUUUCUUAGGACGAGGAUAACAUCCGGAAAAUACAAAAUGAAAAUAGAAACUGAGGGUAGGAAAGGUUUUGAAGUACUCUUAAGUGGAAUGGUAUUAGGUCCUGCAGGUAUGAGGAAUAUAAAAGGAUAUAAGCCAGCUAACACGUUACAGAAGGUUUGGUCACGUGAAGAUUACAAAGCACUGGUUCUUCAGUCAAAAUAAUCAGCUUAGUUAUGGACUGACACUGUUUAAAUGAAGCCAUAGUUCAUACUUGUCAUCAGAGUAUACUUCUAAACAUUCACUCACAUACUUCAAUGUAUAUAAGAAUCAAUAGUUUUCGUACCCAGCCUGGAUAUUGUUAUUUUUGCCGACUGUAGGCUGAAAAUAUUCUAGUCUACAUUCUUAGGUUACAGAGUAUCGGUUGUGACCAGGAAUUGAACUAUCAAGAAGGAUUAUCAUUCUAAAUUUGCGUUUUGAAUAGCAGGGAAUCGGUCCUCUUCCAUUUCUUUAUCAGGUAUAUAACUUCCUUCCGUUUAUCUGCAGCGGUGGAAAAAAUAAAGACUAAAAAAUAAAUGGAUGUUACUAAAACUAGUAACGGGGAACCGGGAACGGGAGUUUUUAGAACGAGUGCACAGCGGUAACCCGCCUGAGAAUUCAGAAUGGCGGACAAAGCAAAAGUUAUGUCACUUGUCCUCGAUAUCCUAUUGCGUGUUGCUAUUUUUAAAUAUUGACAUGACAGCUCGCCCAC